UAAAGCCCCGGGUAGAGUUUCCUAAAUGAAUGCUGACAGUUGUGGCCUCAGGCGUUUGCAGGUGCUGUAAAAGCACUGGCGCUCAUUGAGUCUGCUGAUCCACCCACACUCAGCAUUUUCUCUCUGUGGCCGGUGAGAUCUCAACCACUGCAGCAAUGCCUCCCCCGGGUGUGUGUAUGAACAUCAUCAAUGCACGUCAUAAGAAAGAUGGUUAUGGGACCAUCACCAACCCUGAGAAGUUCCUCAACCAAGACUUCCAGCAGCUGAAACAGUACUGUCUCAUCCGACGGGUAAGGUACAUUGACGAAAUGUUCCCCCCUGACAGGAACUCCAUCGGCCAAGGGAUACUGACAUCUUCUGACCUAGCCCGAGUUGAGUGGUUGAGACCAACGAAAAUUGUUCCCAAUCCAUCUUUUAUUGUUGAUGGCAUCUCCAGAUUUGACUUUGGUCAAGGUUUGGUCGGAAACUGCUGGUUUCUUGCAUCUAUUGGAGCUCUGACGUUCCAGAAUUCCAUCCUCGAGCAAGUUGUUCCUACUGAACAAAAAUUUGAUGAGGACUACUGCGGACUGUUCCACUUCAGGUUCUGGAGAUUUGGAAGGUGGGUGGAUGUUGUCAUUGAUGACAAGCUGCCAACAAUCAAUGGCAGACUAAUCUUUGUCCACUCCAAAGACCCAACUGAAUUCUGGCCUGCUUUGCUGGAGAAAGCCUAUGCCAAGGUAUGUGGUUCCUACUCAGACAUGAAUGCUGGAACACCUGCUGAGGCUUUGGUGGACUUCACUGGUGGUGUCCACAUAUGCAUCGAGUUGUCAGAUCCUCCUCCAAACCUGUGGGAGCUGAUGUGCAGAGCUGGCCAAUCCAGGUCACUGAUGGGUUGUGGUACACCUCAGGGGAAGACAUCUGCCAACACCGUACUACCAAAUGGACUGGUUCAAGGCCAUGCCUACACUGUCACGGGUGUGAAACAGGUGAUGACCCAAGGGGGAAUCGUAAACCUGGUGCGUUUGUGGAACCCCUGGGGCAAAGGAGAGUGGGCUGGAGACUGGAGUGAUAAUUCGCCUUUGUGGCGUGCUGUGAGCCCUGCAGAUCGUGAGAUGUGCCUUUCAGUGGGAGAUGAUGGGGAAUUUUGGAUGACCCUGAAGGACUUCUGUAGAUUCUACACAGAUCUUGACAUCUGCUGCCUCUGUCCUGACUUCCUUGAUGGAAGCUCCUCCUGCCAUUGGAAGACCUCAUUCUAUGAGGGCAGAUGGGUUGCAGGAACCACUGCUGGAGGAUGCAUGAAUAACCAUGGGAGCUUCUGGACUAAUCCACAGUAUCGGAUCACGAUUGACGAAUUACUCAGUGAGUGUUCUGAAAAGCAGGGUGAAAAAAACAUGCUGGUGUCUCUCAUGCAAAAGCCUGACAAGAGGAACAGACGUCUGGUCCAAAAUCUCCACAUUGGAUUCUCAGUAUUUGAGGUGACUGAAGAAUUCAAGGCGGAGAGAGGGAAGUUCCCAGCCUCUUUCUUCAGCAGAAACAGACCUGUGGCCCAAACUAAAACCUACGUGAACGCUCGUGAGGUGAUGGAGUUCCUCAUGCUAAAGCCUGGUGAAUACCUGAUUGUGCCAUCCACCUUUAAUCCCAAUGAGACGGCCUCCUUCAUCCUGACCAUCCUGUCCAAGGCAGAGACCCACAUCCAUGAGAAUUCUGGUGGCCACAGCCACGAACACAUGGAAGAAGAAGAGCCUGUACCAGCAGAAAAUGGAGUGGAUGACGAAAAUAAGAGAACCAUUUUCCGUCAGUACUCAGACAAGUAUGAAGAAGUGGAUGCUGAGCAGCUCCAGAUGAUUCUAAAUGACAGAAUCCUGAAAGGAGACUUGAAAUCUGGAGGCUUCAGCAUUGAUGCCUGUCGCAGCAUGGUUGCUCUGAUGGAUACAUCUAUCACAGGAAAACUGAAUGGUGAGGAAUUUGUGCGUCUGUGGAAGAAGGUGGUCUCAUACAAGGACAUUUUCUUCCGCACUGAUGUUUCACAAACAGGAACACUGUCACUGAGUGAGCUCAGGAAUGCAAUCAUGGCCACAGGAAAGAGAAUGAGCGAUGACAUGCUGAAUUUGAUGGCUCUACGCUACGGUGGCUCCUCUGGACACAUAACACUGGAGAGUUUUAUCAGUCUCAUCCUUCGCUUUGACUGCAUGUACCAAAUCUUCGGCCAGUUGUCGGAUGGAUUGAACAUGACUCUUCGCGAGUCAGAGUGGAUGUACCUUUCGAUGUACACUUAACCUGACCGAAGAGCAAUGAGCUGCAAGCUUCACUUGGCAUUACAGCAACAGCAAAAAAUAAAAUACAAAACAUAUUCUUUUGCAAAGUUGUUAGGACAUGGUUUGGAAACACAACAGGGCACUUACAUCACUCUACCUCAAAGUAGAGUGGGAGAACAAAUGGGGCAGACAUGCACAGUUUAGCAGAUAGAGGCUACUAAUUUUUUUAAUCACCACAGCACUGGGAAUCUGCAACUUUGCUUACUUGUUACACUUGUAAUGGUACGUGCAUUUUUCCACUGCUGAGGAGCAUGUUGUCAUUUUUACUGUGGUUAUUCAUAUGUUACAUUUGUUACAAAUGCCACACUGAGUACUGAAAUAGUUUUGGGUUUUUUUAAGGCUCAAUUUAGAGAGAACUGUAUAGAAAACCAAAUUGGAACCAUGAAUAUACUAUAAAAUCAAGUUAAUCUGCAAUUAGAACCUAUGCCAUGAUACAUAGCCAAAAUACUGUACCUUUUUAAAUCUACAUUUUAGUCUCUUUGAUUGGGUGCUUCAUUCAUAUUAAGUGGGUUACUGCACUUUUUGUGUUACUUGGGUGUGAAUUUGUUUUUUGUUUUUUUUUUGGCCAUGCAAGUGGCAUAUUCACCAUUUGGACUAAACUUAAAUAUCUCAACAAUUGUUCAAUUAUUGAAUGGAUUGCCAUAAAAUUUGGCAACGAUGGUAAAUGUUGCACUUGCUAAAUAUCAGCAUCUUAUCAUGCUUAUUUUUUUUUAAAAUCACUUUGUACUUAUAUUAAAUAAAGACAUUAUCCAGA
Toxotes jaculatrix (banded archerfish) is the source of this 3048-nucleotide messenger RNA. Its product is annotated as calpain-1 catalytic subunit-like. The transcript is spliced from 22 exons. The record is from RefSeq and is a predicted model, not a curated record. Gene Ontology annotation, biological process: proteolysis. NCBI's taxonomy places the organism in Eukaryota, Metazoa, Chordata, Actinopteri, Toxotidae. The coding region runs from base 156 to 2255 and encodes 699 amino acids. Gene Ontology annotation, molecular function: calcium-dependent cysteine-type endopeptidase activity. Gene Ontology annotation, cellular component: cytoplasm.